Molecule: messenger RNA, 1635 nt
Organism: Rhinocladiella mackenziei CBS 650.93
Lineage: Eukaryota; Fungi; Ascomycota; Eurotiomycetes; Chaetothyriales; Herpotrichiellaceae
Exons: 2
Coding region: 1-1635 (544 amino acids)
Molecular function (GO): iron ion binding; oxidoreductase activity, acting on paired donors, with incorporation or reduction of molecular oxygen; monooxygenase activity
Source: RefSeq, a predicted model, not a curated record
AUGAUUGAAUACCUAUUCAAAUUAUACACUCUUCCUGUUAUAUUACUCGUCGUUGUUUCUCUGCUCUAUCACUAUCGCCGCAAACAGCCUACUCUUCCGGCCUUGCCAUGGCUCAACACUAAAGAUGGAGAAUUCUUUACCGGCUUACGAGCAAGAUUUCGCUCUACGUUUGCCUACAAGCAAACGAUCCACCACGCCUAUGAACUGUAUUCCAAGAAAAACCGAUCUUGUAUCUUACCCAGUCUUAAUGGCACCGAAAUUCUUCUGCCGGCAUCGUCGAUAACAUGGCUCAUCAAUCAGCCAGAGAAUGUUUUGAGUGCCGAUGAACCCCAUCGUGACGUGCUUCAGACGGAUUUUACCUUUGUCCAUCCCUGGGUGGUUGGCAAUCCUCUCCACCAUGAGACAAUCAGAAGCGAACUCACUCGACAAUUAGGUGCUCUUACCAUGGACAUUAUGGAUGAGCUGAGGGCCGCUUUUGAUGAAAUUUGGGGUGCCGACGUGACACACUGGAAAGAAGUGUGUGUGUUUGAGACACUAAUACAUAUCAUUGCGCGCACCAGCAACCGUGUCUUCGUCGGAUUACCCUGGUGUCGUGAUCAAGCCUUCCUCGCCCAUGGCAUAGGUUUUGCUACGGCGGUCCCCGUUGCCUCGGUUUUGCUCAGACAGAUCCCGACACCACUACGUCCUCUCGCUGCUUUUGUGAUAACGAGACCCAAUCGACACCACACGAAAUCCUUCGCUCGCAUCAUUCGACCGGAGAUUGAGCGUCGUCAGAGACUUCUUGACAAUCAAACGGGCGAUGUUGAGAAGAAAGUCGGCGAGACAGAGCCUAAUGAUUUUCUGCAGUGGUCGAUCCACCGAGCACGGGAUUGUCCAGCUCCAGCGGAAAACGACCCCGACAUCAUUGCGGAGAGGCUGCUGGCAGUAAAUUUCGCGGCCAUCCAUACCUCGACUUUCAGCAUCACAAAUGCCAUCUUCGACUUACUGGCCACAGACCCUUCCGAGAAAUAUCUCGAUCAACUCCGUGACGAAGCGACAGCGGUUCUAGCCAAUGACGAUGGCGUUUGGACCAAACAAGGCCUCGCAAAGAUGUACAAGGCUGAUUCGACCCUACGAGAAUCCUCACGGCUAGGCUCAUUCCUCGGCGUCGGACUGAUGCGCACCGUCGUGAGUCCCACCGGCGUCACUGCUCCCAACGGAACAUUCUGCCCCUACCGAAGCAACAUCUCUGUGCCGACCAAUGGCGUUCAUAACGACCCGGAUCGGUACCCCGACGCCGCCACCUACAAACCCUUCCGCUUCUCCGAUCAGCGCGAAGUCGACGGACACGAUCUCACCGAGAAAGACAGCGUCAGCGAUGACCCAUGCAAUCCCAAAUCGUCCAAUACCGACGACUACAUCCGUAAAGCAAACCUGGGCUUCGUCAGCACGUCUUCGACAUACCACCCAUUCGGACACGGCCGUCACGCCUGCCCAGGCCGUUUUUUUGCGGCGAACGAGUUGAAACUGCUCCUCGCGUACAUGAUUCUCAACUACGAGUUUGAAAUGCUUCCCGAGAGACCUGAGAGCAAGUGGAUGGGCACGUCAUUGAUACCACCCUUGAAGGCGACUAUCAAGAUUCGACGAAGAGUAUGA